Anopheles cruzii is the source of this 3757-nucleotide messenger RNA. RefSeq names its product arf-GAP with dual PH domain-containing protein 1-like. Gene Ontology annotation, cellular component: intracellular membrane-bounded organelle; plasma membrane. The record is from RefSeq and is a predicted model, not a curated record. The transcript is spliced from 4 exons. Gene Ontology annotation, molecular function: GTPase activator activity; phosphatidylinositol bisphosphate binding. Gene Ontology annotation, biological process: positive regulation of GTPase activity. The coding region runs from base 1116 to 2267 and encodes 383 amino acids. Lineage: Eukaryota; Metazoa; Arthropoda; Insecta; Diptera; Culicidae.
CCACGCCGCGGGAGAUGGCCUCCCAAAACCCUUUCGGCUCGGUAGCCAGUUUUCCCGUGUCCGCUCAUGGCGCAAAAAUGACGUAGUGGAAUAUGGUUCGUGAUCCUCCAACGUGCAACAACGUGCUUUCGUGCCUCGCCGCUGGAAGGUGUUGUUGAUAAGGUACCGCCGCCGCACACGGAGACCCCCCCGAUCUCCGAGGCCCCUGAUCGUCCGCUUUCUCGCCAGCGCGUGCUGCAAUCAUGGUGUUGUUGUUCCGUUUUCUAAUUGCGUCAGACGUGUGAUACUCACGUGUAUCCGCGUAGCGGCGAAGCAAGUCAUCGCGCCCAUCUAGAGCGGGGUGGCGAACUUGGUUACCGUGCAGCCUAUUUUUUUUACAACACAUCCCGACGAUAUCAGGGUGCUCGUGACCGAGCCGCCGUUUUACUUGCGCAAGUUUUGUGAUGUUUAUCGUCGUCCUAUGGUGGUGCGCCGCGUGUGUCCCUGCCAGGAACUUUUCAUCUCAUCAGACGCGCGUGUUAAGACGGUGAAGAAAAAAGCGACCCCCAAAAGCGAAGAGGGGCACCUUUUUAGCUGCUCUCACUCGCAUCAUUCUUUAGUGAAGCAUAUCGUCCGCACCCGCGUUCGUGUGUGUGUGUUUCGUGCGGCCAGGACCCACGAACACGCAUCACAGUCAUCGCAGAGAGUCAUCAGUCUCGCCUCGCAAAAGUCACAUCAUCGCGCAGUCAUCGUGACGGAGUCGGAGCGUACGAACGUAAACAAUCAUCGUCGGAGCGAGCGGAGCAAAAUACGCAGCAUAUUUGUGUACGGCGGGGCUGACUAGUCGUGAUUGCGCACACGGUGUAGUGAGUGAGUUUUUGGUGUGUACUACGGGCACCUGGUGCAAAAUAAUAGUGCUUGUACUGCGUGUGUGUGCCUGUGCUUUUCUAGUGGCGCAAUUCCCGGAACAGACGGAGCGCCGCGGAUUGGCAUUCAAAAUAACCUCCCCAGCAGCGCAAUAACAACAAUCAACGGACCCUAGGGGGCGCCUACUAGGAGUGUGGUCGCGCACCUGCGUGUGUGUGUGCGGAUGAUUGUUUUUAAUUUAGCGCCACGGCGCGAUCGCGAACGAAAACAUGGCUGACCAGAACGAGAAAAUUCUGCACCGUCUGCUACAGCUCGAUGGCAACAGCAUUUGCGCGGAUUGUGACACGAAAGGUCCAGAAUGGGCUUCGUACAACAUUGGCAUCUUCCUGUGCACGCGAUGCUGUGCCGUACACCGGAGUAUGGGAGCGCACAUUUCAAAGGUGAAGCACCUGAAACUGGACAAGUGGGAGGACAGUCAGAUCGAGCGGAUGAUCGAGAUCGGCAAUAAGGCGUCGAAGCUGAAGUACGAACAACGGGUACCGGCGUGCUACCGGCGCCCACGGGAAAACGAUCCACAAGUACUGAUUGAGCAGUGGAUACGAGCCAAGUACGAGCGGUUAGAGUUUUGCAUGGUCGAACGACCGAGCUACACAUCCGGACGCAUGGAGGGCUUCCUCAUGAAGCGCGGCAAGGAGGACAGUCGCUAUCAGCCGCGCAAGUUCGUCCUGUCCGGCCUACACGACACACUGCGGUACUACGUGAAGGAAAAGCGCGAACCAAAAGCCAUUCUGCGGAUAUCGGAACUGAACGUGGUAUACGCACCGAGCAAACUGGGCAACCCUAACUCGCUGCAGCUCACGUACAUGAAGGACGGCAGCACACGCCACAUCUACGUCUUCCACGACGAUCCGGAGGUGAUCAACAACUGGUACAUGGCGAUCCGGUGCGCGAAACUGCACCGGCUCCAGGUAGCCUUCCCGAGUGCCUCGGAGAGCGAUCUGGUCGGUCUGCUGACGCACGAUUUCACGCGCGAAGGCUGGCUCCUGAAGACGGGCCCACGGCCAACCGAUAGCUACAAACGGCGCUGGUUCACGCUCGACGACCGGAAGCUGAUGUACCACGACGAUCAGCUCGAUGCGCACCCGAAGGGCGAGAUCUUCCUGGGCAACCAGCUCGAUGGGUACAGUGUGCGAAUCGGGGCCCCCGCCGGUGCCAAAGAUCAGGGCUUUAGCUUCACACUCUUCACGCCCGAGCGCACGUACAACAUGUCGUCGCACAGCGAGCAGGAUCGUGACGAGUGGAUAGCCGCGAUACUGAGAGUGCUCGAAAGACCGCUAAGCCCGCAGGACAGUUCAAUUUCUGCUCGUCUGAUCAGGAAACGGGGCGGAACCAACCCAAAGAGCAUCUUUACGGGCAGGUAAUAGUACCGCAAAGCCGCCGCCCCUCGACCACACGCGAAAGAAAGGGUUCAUUCGCUUCAUCGGAAAUAAUGGAAUGGUUUGGAAUGGUCCACCGCUCGCAGUGCGUUUUUUAUGCGUGUACAUCAUCGUUUUAGCAUUGUUUUCACGAAUUUCACUAACUUUAUAAUCAUACCGAGAAUGGCGUAGAAAGAAUCGGAAGAAACUCACCUCCGAACCGCGCACAUCUCAUCCAAUGACUUUUAAUAGUUUUCUCGAGAGAAAAAUAAAAUGUAUAGCACUAGGACUAGGUUAAUGCAAAAUCAGAGAUUAUGCUAAGUUGUAUAAGUUGUAUGAUAAGCAGAGUGUGCGUAAAGACGAGGGUUAGAUAAGUUCUCCAGGUACAAUGAGAUUUAUUUAUUGACAAAGGAAAACUAUGCACGAACUAUGCGCGCAAAACCAUACGAGGGGCUGGCUGGCGGAUAGAAUCCGGAACGAUGGCGCGGUGUUUUGCUUUAUUUUACAUUCGCACACAUCUUCACACAAUAUCUGCACGCGAUCGCGAGUAUAUGGUUCGUGCCCGGAUCCGCUGCGAAUUCGUGGCACAAAAUCAAUUGCGUAUCACGUAACCAAAUGGUCAAACCAUCAAGUGGUGCAAAAAAAAGCGAACGAGUGCGGGCACAAACGAACACAAAUGAUGAAGACAACUAACCCAAGAGAGGAGUAUCAUGUGUGAAAAAUCACUCAAAACCAUUGUAAGCAUCUUAGAUAGGCAAAAUUGAACAAAGAAAGCUCUAACGCAACUGUUUGCCCAAGAUUCUUGGCGCAAAAGGACACAGUUCCAAAAAAAAAGUGUAACCCGACACGACCAACGGUCACACGGGACAGAUUCUGAUAUCUUUUUGCUCAAUGCAGACCGUCGAUAUUAAUACAUCGAACACAAUUUGUUGUUCCUAUGACCGUGUACAAUCUGCGUAUCUCCUCGGUGGGGGGGCACGUUAAGUGAAUUUGAGCAACGGAGCUCACUGUAACAAUACAUAGUAAAACAGAAGAAACUAGGCGCACGCAAAGAAGGUCGUGAUCGCGAUCGCGAUCGUGAACGAAAAUGCAACAAUGAAACGGAUACUGCCCAAACCGGUGAUACGCGUGCAAAUCUUGUACGUGUUCGUGCAUAUUUUUCCACUACAACAGGUAGGUUAACACACAAAUGGCGGAACUCUACUAGGCGGAAGCGUGCCUGCUCUAGGUGCCUAAUAGAGGGCCGCGAACUAACUGAACGAUAAGUAGCCUAAAGUAAUGCGUAGGGAAGGUCGAAGGAAAACCGAGUCACAAAGACCACCAGAAACGGAACUAAUGAAAACUACAUAAAUCUGCCAAAAAUAGCUAAUUUAGGAGUGUGUAUCGUUUGCGUACAGGCGUGCAUUAGACGCCGAGGGAUACGAAGCGGCACGCACGGGGGGUUACGAUUGUACUAAAAGUAGCCAAAAAAUAAACUGAACAAACAAUAGGAAAGU